Molecule: messenger RNA, 1851 nt
Organism: Prosopis cineraria
Lineage: Eukaryota; Viridiplantae; Streptophyta; Magnoliopsida; Fabales; Fabaceae
Product: probable hexokinase-like 2 protein
Exons: 9
Coding region: 67-1530 (487 amino acids)
Biological process (GO): intracellular glucose homeostasis; glucose 6-phosphate metabolic process; glycolytic process
Cellular component (GO): mitochondrion; cytosol
Molecular function (GO): D-glucose binding; glucokinase activity; ATP binding
Source: RefSeq, a predicted model, not a curated record
ACCAAAUCAACCUCCAAACAAAGGAUCAGUGAUCUGAUCAUGGAAUGAUUACAGAGACAAAGAAGGAUGAGGAAGGAGGUGGUGGUGAUAGCUUCACUGGGCACAACCUUGGCACUGGUCGCAGCAGUUGGUCUGAUCAAGAGAUGGAAGAAGAAGAAAGAGAGACAAGGGAGGCAAACACGAAACCUCGUACGUAAAUUCGCAAGGGAAUGUGCCACUCCUGUCAAAACCCUCUGGCUCGUCGCCGAUGACUUAGUUUCCGACAUGAAAGCCUCUCUCGCUUCUUCCUCCGACGAAGCCACCACUCUCAAGAUGAUCAUUUCGUAUGCUGCAUCGCUCCCUAAUGGAGAAGAGGAAGGUUUCUUCUACGGGGUUAACAUGAGAAGCACAAACUUCUUGAUUUUGUGUGCUCGUCUCAGAGGAAAGAACAGCCACGUCUCUGACUUAGACAGAGAAGAAAUCUCCUUCCCUCCUGAUCUCCUGGAUGCAACUAGACAGGUGGUGUUUGAGUUUGUGGCUACAGAGAUAGCGAAAUUUAUUGUGGCACAUCCUGAGAAGGAAAUAUCUAACGUUCCAAAGAAACUGGGGUUCACUUUGUCUAACCUGGUCGGCCAAGCUGGUACUACAUUAAACCACUGGAAAACCUUCUCCGCAGAAGACCCAGUCGGGAAAGAGAUGGUCAAUGACUUCAAUCAAGCCUUAAAGAACCAUGGGAUCAAUAACAUUCAAGUUGUUGCUAUGGUUGAGGAUACUGUAGGGGGUUUGUCUGGAGGAAGGUACUACAGUAGGGACAAUGUUGCUGCAGUCACAUUGGGAAUGAGCACAAAUGCUGUUUAUGUUGAAUCAUCUCAAGAUGUUCCCAGAUGGAUUCACCAAAAACCUGAAUCAGGCGAGCUGGUUAUUAGCACGGAAUGGAGAAACUUCAGGUCCUCACAUCUGCCACUCACACAAUUUGAUGAUAGUUUAGAUGCUGAAAGCUCUAAUCCUGGUGGCGAGACUUUCGGCAAGGUUGUUUCGGGCAUGUACUUGGGAGAAAUUGUGAGACGAGUCUUGUUGAAGUUGGCUCAAGAAACAGCUCUGUUCGGAGACAGAGUACCUCCUCAGCUUAUGAUUCCCUAUCAACUAAGAGCACCUGACAUGGCAGCAAUGCAUCAAGACACGUCAGAGUAUCGGGAAGUAGUAAUGGAAAAACUGAGAGAGGUUUUCGGGAUAACAGAUUCGAGUGAGAUGGCACGAGAAGUAGUGGCAGAGGUGUGUGACAUAGUAACAGAACGAGGGGCACGUCUUGCUGCAGCAGGAAUAGUGGGGAUGGUGAAGAAGCUUGAAAGAAUACAGAGCAGAAGAAGUGUGGUGACAGUGGAAGGUGGAUUGUAUGAACAUUAUCGGAUCUUCCGAAAUUACCUUCACAGUGGUGUCUGGGAAAUGCUGGGAAACGAUCUCUCUGACAAUGUCAUCAUUCAAACUCCACAUGGAGGUGCUGGCACUGGUGCUUUGUUUCUUGCUGCUUCUCAGACACACUACUAUUCUUGAUUCUUCCCAAGACACAACAUUGAAUAACAUGCUUCUUCCAUCAUCUUGUGCUUGAAUCAGACAUGAGCUGUGAAACCAUUUGCUGAUUAGAUUUUACUUACCAACCAUUUUUUGUCCUAGUGAUCUUUCUGAAUCACAGCAGAGUCAGCAUUUUUUGACAGUUUGGGAGUGUGCACAGUUCGAUCACUUUUUUUUAUCCCAAUCUUCUCAUUAAUAUAAAAUAAUGCAAAUCACUUUUGCAUGUAGCUAGAAAUUUUGUUAUAAACAAGCCCCAGGAACUCAUUAUUUUGAUUAGAAGUCAGGUAAUCUACAGGAUUUGAG